UACUAGAUGAACAAUUGUUCAGCACGACAGGGACAUGGGCGUGGGGCUGGCGGACAGGGACAGAGCUUAUUUAAAUGCAGCUGUCGGAGCGCAGAACGAAUCACUCUGAUUGCUGUCGCUGUUGGAUUUACACGUCUAUCCUUGUAGUGCCGCCCGAACCAAACUAGCCAAAAAUGUGUGACGAAGAAGCAUCAGCCCUGGUGGUGGACAACGGCUCCGGCAUGUGCAAGGCCGGGUUCGCCGGAGACGACGCGCCCCGCGCCGUGUUCCCCUCGAUCGUGGGCCGUCCCCGGCACCAAGGUGUGAUGGUGGGCAUGGGACAGAAGGACUGCUACGUGGGCGACGAGGCGCAGAGCAAGCGCGGUAUCCUCUCUCUGAAGUACCCCAUCGAGCACGGCAUCAUCACGAACUGGGACGACAUGGAGAAGGUCUGGCAUCACACCUUCUACAACGAGCUGCGUGUGGCCCCCGAGGAGCACCCCGUCCUGCUGACCGAGGCGCCCCUCAACCCCAAGGCCAACCGCGAGAAGAUGACCCAGAUCAUGUUCGAGACCUUCAACUCCCCGGCCAUGUACGUGGCCAUCCAGGCCGUGCUCUCCCUGUACGCCUCCGGCCGUACCACCGGCAUCGUCCUGGACUCGGGAGACGGUGUCUCGCACACCGUGCCCAUCUAUGAGGGCUACGCCCUGCCCCACGCCAUCCUCCGUCUGGAUCUGGCUGGUCGCGAUCUGACCGACUACCUGAUGAAGAUCCUCACCGAGCGCGGCUACAGCUUCACCACCACCGCCGAGCGUGAGAUCGUGCGCGACAUCAAGGAGAAGCUGUGCUAUGUGGCCCUGGACUUCGAGCAGGAGAUGGCCACCGCCGCCGCCUCCACUUCCCUGGAGAAGUCGUACGAGCUGCCCGAUGGCCAGGUGAUCACCAUCGGCAACGAGCGCUUCCGCACCCCGGAGGCCCUCUUCCAGCCCUCGUUCCUGGGCAUGGAGUCGUGCGGCAUCCACGAGACCGUCUACCAGUCGAUCAUGAAGUGCGACGUGGACAUCCGCAAGGAUCUGUAUGCCAACAACGUGCUGUCCGGCGGCACCACCAUGUAUCCAGGUAUCGCUGAUCGUAUGCAGAAGGAGAUCACCGCCCUGGCUCCGUCCACCAUCAAGAUCAAGAUCAUCGCCCCGCCCGAGCGCAAGUACUCCGUCUGGAUCGGUGGCUCCAUCUUGGCCUCGCUGUCCACCUUCCAGCAGAUGUGGAUCUCCAAGCAGGAGUACGACGAAUCCGGCCCCGGAAUUGUCCACCGCAAGUGCUUCUAAGCACCCAAGCAUCUAGCCCAAAUCAACAUCUCCUCGAGCGCUGCUCUGGUGUUUGUCUCUAGCAUAAGACAGUCGACCAGGCACCAGGGACAAGGAUGAGGACGCAGUUCAGUGAAAAGUAUCUUUAAAAUUACAUUUAGUUGAUGAAGAAGUUUUUAACAUAGAUAGAGAGGACAAGAGAAAAGAGAAGUGAAUAAUACCGGAAACGAGCGGCAAAGCCUUCUUUUUAUUAUUAUUGCUAUUUUUAUUUGAUUUGACUCGGAAUUUGUAUUGCUUUAUUCGCUUGCCAGCGAAGAAAAUCGCCAAAACAAUCGGUUGUAACGUACAAUAAAAACCAAUAACCCAUGUGAA
Messenger RNA from Drosophila rhopaloa, 1655 nucleotides. Its product is annotated as actin, larval muscle. Lineage: Eukaryota; Metazoa; Arthropoda; Insecta; Diptera; Drosophilidae. The transcript has 3 exons. Bases 174 to 1304 code for a protein of 376 amino acids. The record is from RefSeq and is a predicted model, not a curated record. Gene Ontology annotation, biological process: mitotic cytokinesis.